Glycine soja is the source of this 1097-nucleotide messenger RNA. Its product is annotated as vacuolar protein sorting-associated protein 32 homolog 2-like. The record is from RefSeq and is a predicted model, not a curated record. Gene Ontology annotation, cellular component: ESCRT III complex; multivesicular body; cytoplasmic side of plasma membrane. Bases 160 to 816 code for a protein of 218 amino acids. The transcript has 6 exons. Gene Ontology annotation, biological process: late endosome to vacuole transport via multivesicular body sorting pathway; vesicle budding from membrane. Lineage: Eukaryota; Viridiplantae; Streptophyta; Magnoliopsida; Fabales; Fabaceae.
GUUCAUCUCCACUUUUCUUCAACACCAUCUUUCUCUUUCUUUUUAUUUUUAUAUUUUUGUCAAUUGUUCGAUUCUUUUGGUGUUCCAGGGAGAUCGAUUGAUACCGUCCCGUUGAUUUUCCAAUUCGACGAAUAAGGGUAUCACAUCUCUUAAUCAACCAUGUUUACCCGAAUUUUUGGUAAACCUAAACCGGAAGUCAAUACUCUAACCGCUUUAGACGAGUUAAAUGACAAACUUGAAAUGUUAGAGAAAAAGGAGAAAGUACUCCUAAAAAAGGCUGCAGCAGAAGUUGAAAAAGCCAAAGAAUUCACUAGGGCAAAGAAUAAAAGGGCGGCAAUACAAUGUUUGAAGAGGAAGAGGCUAUAUGAACAGCAAAUAGAGCAACUUGGCAAUUUCCAGUUGCGUAUUCAUGACCAGAUGAUAAUGUUGGAAGGUGCCAAGGCUACCACUGAAACUGUUGAUGCAUUGAGAACUGGAGCCGCUGCUAUGAGGGCUAUGCAAAAAGAAACGAAUAUUGAUGAUGUUGACAAGACUAUGGACGAGAUCAACGAACAGACAGAGAACAUGAAACAAAUUCAGGAAGCAUUGUCUACUCCAAUCGGAGCAGCUGCUGACUUUGAUGAGGAUGAAUUGGAAGCAGAACUUGAAGAGCUAGAGGGUGCUGAAUUGGAAGAACAGCUUCUUCAGCCUGCAACUACAGCUCCAGCUGCUCCAGUGCAUGUUCCAGCUGGGUGGCAACCCACUCGCCCUGUGUCUUCGAAGCCCACUGCCGAGGAAGAUGAAUUGGCAGCUUUGCAGGCUGAGAUGGCACUUUGAGCAAGUCCCUUUUCUCAGCUGCGACACUAUUGAUUUAUGCUAUCUAUUCAUUAAUCUGUUCUAGUUUGUUGGUAUUGCAAUUAAGGUGGCAGUUGAGUGAAUUUGUGUGUGCACCAGUUUCAUGUUAAAUAUCAACCUUUGCACAGUUGAGUUCACUUGUAUAAUAAUAGUUUGGAAUGAAUUCCCUAAAGUUGCUUGUCAGGAAAAGUUUGACGAUCUUAUUUUAUGCAGUUUUUAUUGAUUUUGCAGCUGGCUUUGAUUAGGCCAGAACUUUACAGGCA